Messenger RNA from Teleopsis dalmanni, 891 nucleotides. RefSeq lists its product as uncharacterized. Lineage: Eukaryota; Metazoa; Arthropoda; Insecta; Diptera; Diopsidae. The record is from RefSeq and is a predicted model, not a curated record. Bases 91 to 750 code for a protein of 219 amino acids. The transcript is spliced from 4 exons.
GAUGAUUAUAACAUGUGAAGCAUUUCAUUCUAAAAACUAAAAGUUAGCAGUUUGCUAACAGAAAUUCUGUAGUUAUCAAGUGAUUUUAAAAUGGAAGAUAGUGGCAUAGAUAGUGAAGAACCACAUCCAGUACAAAUAUUUGAAGACAAGCAAAAGGUUUCCACAUUUGCCAAAAAUUUUGAAGUACCUGCAAGCCAUAUGGAUGAGCUGGAAGUGGUGUUUAGAGGAAAAAAUGUCGAAGCUAAUAAGGAUGUGGAAAAUUCAAAUCCUACUACAGAUGUACAGGAACAUACAGCUGGUGAAGAUAGUGAAGAUGGUGGUUUAAUAAGACGUCAACCUCCAAACACUUGUCGUGUAUUGCAACGUAAACUGGAGCUGAAAGUUGAGCGAGCCAAACGAAAUUAUUCACAAUAUCAAGAGGAAAAAGUAAAAAAAUCACAAACUGCUACAUUGAUACCUAUUAGCAGACUACCAAUACCAGGUGAUAUAGAGCAACAGAAACUAUUGGUUGACUACAAGUCUGACAGCAAUGAUGAACCAGAAGAAAUUUCAUUUUUCCCUGCCAAACUAAAGAAAUCGAAAAAGCACUCUAAUCCUGAGCUAACAGAUACAUUCAGCAUACAAGAGAUGACAAUCACCUCCGAUUUGGAUUCAGAUGAUUCUCAAAACUUAGAACUAUUGCCUCCAAUGAUGAAGAAAACAUUUCUCGAUAGAAUCAAAAGUUGCUUUGGGUGUGUUUAUGUGAGCUAAUAUCUGUUAGAAAAAAAGAAAUAAAAGGCUUAUUGAGUUAUACGUUUGCUUACUGAGUGCAAAUCUUCUAAAAAGUGGCCAAAAAUUCUAAUAAGAACAUUUAAAUAAUAUAUUAAAUUAGUGAAAUUCUAAAAUAUAUGA